This is a messenger RNA of Kwoniella mangroviensis CBS 8507, 228 nucleotides long. RefSeq lists its product as uncharacterized. Bases 1 to 228 code for a protein of 75 amino acids. NCBI's taxonomy places the organism in Eukaryota, Fungi, Basidiomycota, Tremellomycetes, Tremellales, Cryptococcaceae. The transcript is spliced from 2 exons. The record is from RefSeq and is a predicted model, not a curated record.
AUGCAACUCAUCUUACUCCUCACUAUCCUCGCUGUUCUGGUCCCAACCUUUUCUCUCCCCAUGAAUUUUAACGAACCAAGGAUAAUCGAUGACCAAGAUGGUGGAGUUCGAACAGCCCGGGACAUCCCUGAACCCACGCCUACAUUCGAUGGUCAAGCAGCCAACAUCGAAGCUACACCUUUACCGGAGUUCGAGAUCGGGGAGAACGGGAUCGUCAUUGGAUCUUAG